AUGGCGCCCGUUAAUGUUGUUCACUUGCCCAACGGCCAAAACCUUACAGUCACGCCUGUCUUUGGAGGCCUCUUCUUCAAGUCGAGCGAUGUCCACACGCAUUCGCCAUUUCCGCCUGGCUGGACAGUUGUGCUCAACUCCGAGGAUGAAUUGGCCACGGACGAGCAAGAGCAGCAGCAGCAGGAUGAGGAGGAGCUGUUCCCACCACGUCGCAUACACCGCUUCAAGAAGCCCACCUUGAAUGGAGACCACCUCUACAUCUCGUCCAUAUCGAAUCCCAGUAGCAGCGAGUUUAAGCCGGCUGCGUCGCCAACCCGCCAGAUCGCCAUGAUGCUGUGGGCGACGCUGUACUGGUACUUUCACCAGCCCGAACCGACACUACAGGUCACAAACACGCGUUCGAAGAACACCGCUGAUGCUGGCAAGCCCAAGGGCGAAUGGCGCAUAAACAUCAACAGAGAGGGUGUUUUCAAAGGCAAGGUCGUGCUGCCCAAGCUGGAGCGCAUGGGUCUCAUCGCCAGCGAAGAUUCGACUGUCGGAUGCGCACAAGAAGAGUCUUCUCCUGAAGGCUGGACACAUAUGUUUGUCAGUCGAAGGACGUUCUGGCAGCUUGACCCGAGAAUAUACUUGUUCACUCUAUCGCCAUUAGCCAACACCAACUCACCUUUCCCGUCAGGCUCACCGUAUCCCUCGAGACCGUCGUCCCCAGCGGGUGGAUCUGAUGUGAAGAAAGAACAACAGCUUGAUCAGGUAUCACCAGGUCUGUGGUCACCAACGGCGCCAGGCCCCUUCCACUCGAGCUCGCACCUCCCAACAUACUAUCCACCCCCUCCCGCGCAAUAUGUCUUCACGAACAACACGCGACACCCCAUACGCCCGAAACCACCUCGACAGGGAGAGAUACUGUACACAAGAUAUAUACCUAGCGUUGGACAAUACCUGUCUUUCCGAGUGGCUUCCAUCUCUUCGAAAGCGCUCCGACACCAGGGGCCAGUCUCCAGCCCAAACCGCAACAGCCAGAUUGCAGCUUCUGACUCCGUCGCUCCCAACAUGAACUCGAUGAACGCGGGAAUGUCUGACUCGGAAUAUCUACACAAAUGGAUGAACGAUCCCCGUGUAUCGCAUUUCUGGGGCGAGGCAGGUCCACAGUCCCAUCAAGAGGAAUUUCUCAAGAACGGCCUACGAUCAAAGAACUCGUUCCCAGUCAUGGGAUGUUGGGACGGGAAGCCGUUUGGCUACUUUGAGAUAUACUGGGUCAAGGAAGACAAUCUCGGAAAGUACUUACCCAUUGUUAGCGACUACGACCGAGGUUUCCACUGCUUGGUGGGUGAGCAGGAGUUUAGGGGCGCACACAGGGUCAGGAUCUGGCUGAGCGCAUUAGUGCACUAUUGUUGGCUCGCGGAUAACCGGACAGAGAGGGUCAUGUUGGAGCCGAGGGUCGAUAACGAAAAACUUGCAAACUACCUUCAAGAAGCUGGGUUCUACAAAGAGCGCGAAAUUAGCCUUCCACACAAGCAGAGUAACUUGUUCAAGAUCAACCGGGACGUGUGGAAGGGUCCGGCGCUGUGA
Molecule: messenger RNA, 1569 nt
Organism: Alternaria arborescens
Lineage: Eukaryota; Fungi; Ascomycota; Dothideomycetes; Pleosporales; Pleosporaceae
Exons: 2
Coding region: 1-1569 (522 amino acids)
Biological process (GO): siderophore biosynthetic process
Source: RefSeq, a predicted model, not a curated record